GAAGAUCAGUUUCUGACUCUGUGAGAUGGAGAUAGUAAAGCAGACAUCAUAAGCUUUGAAGACGAAAGGCAAUAAUAUAUGUAAAGGAGUUAGCCCAGCAUCAGACAAAGUGGAAGUGCUCAAUCAACCAUGCCUGCUAGCACUGUUGGAACACUUAUGACUGUUAACUGAAUUCUCACACAGGCAUGGAUACAUUUCAGCAUUUUUCCUGCCUAUGGCUUUCUCUUUCUAGAGGGAGGUGAAGAAAUGUGUGUGUGUGUGUAUCUCUUUGGCCCAAGGUAACUCUAGCUAGGCAGGUUUGGAUUCCAUUCCUUGCUCUGCUUUUUUACAAUAUCCUCAUCUAUGAAAUGAUGCCAAGUGUAAUACCUGCCCAGGAAGGUUGCCAAUAUGACAACAGAUGGGAAGGACUUAGCACUGUGCUUGGUAUCCAGAAAACAUCCAUGAUGAAGGUGAAAUAACAGUAAUAGUAAGGAGCCAACACCAUCCCAACCACACCACCCUAGGAGCCAAGUAGGAAUUGACACAGGUUAAGAGACAUCAGUUGCUGUUGCCUGAAAGGCUAGCAAAGCAAUGUGAUUUCUCAGACAGUAGCUGGGUACUUAAAACAGACCUGGUUUUGGAGGUAUGACUAAAAGCAAAACAAAACAAAACAAAAAACGAUCGAGUAGAGCAUCAUUCCUAUUUAUUUUGCCAGUCCCUUUAUACUUGAGAACCUUAAAGAGAAAUGUAUGAUUCUAAAGUAACCCUGUUCUGCUAUGGCUCACUUUCAGUUGUGCACGACAUCUUAUCCUUAAGCAUCUUUUGUCAGGAGCAUCUCAGUAUGGGUGGGAAGUCUCUGCUCUUCUUUGCUGACGUGGACAGCAUCUAACUUCCUAAGGCUCCCGGUGUCUCUCCCACGCGCCCAGGCAAACCAACGCCACCACCACCCCGCCCAAGUCAUCCAUCCAGGUGACAUAGGUCCCAAAGCCCAGGACCUGCCGCACUUCGCAAACUGUGACUUUCACAGCAAACUGUCUGCGUGAAGACACUCUCUGACCUCUUCUAUUUGGUACCACACACGCAGCAUCUUUCCGAGGGAGACUUUGCUUGGGGAUUGUGGUGACAUUAUUCUGGCCCCCAGCUAGGGCGGUCUUGGGGGCGGGGCUUGGAGAACCUUCCUGAGAACACUUGCUUUCCUGCUCUGGUGAGCCAGCAAGCAAGCUAGCUAAUAAGCACAACCUAGGCGCAGGUUGGAUGGAUACCUAGGCGCUGAACUGAUGGAUACCUAGGCACUGAACUGAUGGAUACCUAGAUGCUGAACUGAAUCCUUGAGAGAACUGAGUCCUUGCCCUGGCUGUGCUUCCUUUUCUACCUUGGCUCACUUCUCUGCUGUUUUGGGAGCCACACUGAUGAGAAUCCCUGAGGAGAUGCUGCUGAGUGUGUGAUGUGCCACCCCAAAGUGGCUACUCCCCUGCCUGGGGGAUCGUGAAAGGAGGCUCGGUGGAAACAGCUUGUUCCUUGCCUUUUCACAGGCCAAGAACUCGACACUAGACUCAGUGCUGGGGGUGUUUGUUCCAAGUUUCUCAGCACGUAUGUUGAUGAUUGCAUUCCAGGGGCAAUCAAGAGUGAAGUUCAAAGAGAUACAACUGGAUUCUCCAUUGCAGACUCUCGAGUUAGAUCUAGAAGAGAGGUGUCGUCACUUGUUCUGACUUGUUCAUCUUCAUUCAGCAACUCGACUUGACACUGUGCAGCUGACUGAUCCUUGGAAACCAGUGGCUACUGGCGCUGUGUUGGGGAUGGAUGGGGACAGGUUCUGAACUCCAGACCCUAAGAGAUUCUCCACAAUGGACAGAGUUUAUGAAAUCCCUGAGGAGCCAAAUGUGGUUCCUGUUUCAUCUCUGGAAGAAGAAGUCAUCCGUGGGCCUAACCCGCGCUUUACCUUUCCAUUUAGCAUCCUCUUCUCCACCUUUUUGUACUGUGGGGAGGCUGCAUCUGCCUUGUAUAUGGUUAGAAUUUACCGAAAGAAUAACGAAACCUUCUGGAUGACAUACACCUUUUCCUUCUUUAUGUUCUCAUCCAUUAUGGUUCAGUUGACCCUCAUUUUUGUCCACAGAGACCUGGCCAAAGAUAGACCACUAUCAUUAUUUAUGCAUCUAAUCCUCUUGGGACCUGUUAUCAGAUGUUUGGAGGCCAUGAUUAAGUACCUUACACUGUGGAAGAAGGAGGGGCAGGAGGAGCCAUAUGUCAGCCUCACCCGAAAGAAGAUGCUAAUAGAUGGCCAGGAGGUGCUGAUAGAAUGGGAGGUUGGCCACUCCAUCCGGACCCUGGCUAUGCACCGUAAUGCCUACAAACGUAUGUCACAGAUUCAAGCCUUCCUGGGCUCAGUGCCCCAGCUGACCUAUCAGCUAUAUGUGACUCUGAUCUCUGCAGAGGUGCCCCUGGGUAGAGCUGUGCUAAUGGUCUUUUCCCUGAUAUCUGUCACCUAUGGGGCCACCCUCUGCAAUAUGUUGGCUAUCCAGAUCAAGUAUGAUGACUACAAGAUUCGACUUGGGCCACUGGAAGUCCUCUGUAUCACCAUCUGGAGGACCCUGGAGAUCACUUCCCGCCUUGUGAUUCUGGUGCUCUUCUCGGCCACCUUGAAGUUGAAGGCUGUGCCUUUCUUAGUGCUCAACUUCUUGAUCAUCCUUUUUGAGCCCUGGGUUAAGUUCUGGAGGAGUGGUGCUCAAAUGCCAAACAAUAUUGAGAAAAAUUUCAGCCGAGUCGGCACUCUGGUGGUGUUGAUUUCUGUCACCAUCCUCUAUGCUGGCAUCAACUUCUCUUGCUGGUCAGCCAUGCAGUUGAAGUUGGCCGACAGAGACCUUGUUGACAAAGGGCAGAACUGGGGACAUAUGGGACUGCACUAUAGUGUGAGGUUGGUAGAGAAUGUGAUCAUGGUCUUGGUUUUUAAGUUCUUUGGAGUCAAAGUGUUACUGAAUUACUGUCAUUCCUUGAUUGCUGUGCAGCUUAUUAUUGCUUAUCUGAUUUCCAUUGGAUUCAUGCUCCUUUUCUUCCAGUACUUGCACCCACUGCGCUCACUCUUCACUCAUAAUGUAGUAGACUACCUCCAUUGUAUCUGCUGCAGACACCACCGGGAAAGGGUUGAGAACUCGGAGUCACCCUGUGAGGCUGAAACAAGACAAAGCAUUGUCUGAUAUUUUAUUCUUCUGAACAUUAUAGAAUGCAUUUGGGGCUGACAAAAGCAACUGUGAACUUGAAGGAGAGGGCGAGACUCCUGGGUGUGAGUACUGAUGGGACUAUUUUCUUGACUCUUCUAGAAAGCCUGGCAAAAACAAAGAGUGACCUCCAAAUAGGCU
Messenger RNA from Acomys russatus (golden spiny mouse), 3332 nucleotides. It is a transcript of the gene Xkrx, whose product is annotated as XK related X-linked. Gene Ontology annotation, cellular component: membrane. The transcript has 4 exons. The coding region runs from base 1824 to 3170 and encodes 448 amino acids. The record is from RefSeq and is a predicted model, not a curated record. Lineage: Eukaryota; Metazoa; Chordata; Mammalia; Rodentia; Muridae.